CUAUUAACAACAGUACAGUCAAUAAGACAUUGGUCAACACAAAUGUUAUGGGACUACUAUCAAGAAUAAUAAAUAUAACAUACAAUAUCACUGAAUAAAAAAUCAUAUCAACAACACAUCAUUAUUUAAGGCACAUAUCGACCAAAUAGGGUGACCAACACAACAAACGCGAUGCUUUAUUACUGCGGUUUCGAUAGUUUCCUGAAAUUCCGGCACAAGUCGGGUAUAAACAACAUAUUCCUGCGACCGCUGAGCGACCUUAUAUUCGACAACUCGGAUCACGUGAUCAGCGCAUACGUCGGGUGGUGUUCGCUGUUUUUGCAGACCGGGUCCGGACAGGUAGUCUACUUGGGCUACUCGAACCCUAAGGCACAUAUCAAGAAACAAUUGGACACUAAAUCAAAUGAAACGUUAAAUAAUACAAACAAUAAUCACGUGACCGAUAAAAAGCAUAAGGACUCGAAUGAGCUGAUUGUGUGCGAGAAAGCGCCCAAAUAUAUUGUUAACAUCGAGUGCGGCUCCAAAGAGACCAUGGUGCUUACCCUUGAUCAUCAGCUAUUUAAAUGGACUGGCUUCAACUUUGUGGACACAGAGCCCGCACUUAUCGGACAGCUGGAGCCCGAGGGCGAGCCCUCCACCCCCACCGCCACCACCGGUAGUGAACAACCGGCACAACCGCUGCCACCGAUCGAACAGAUCAGCGUCGGUGUCGAGUACUCUUGCGUACUGACCGACUCGGGCGACGCCAUACUAUUCGACAUAAGCACCGGGCGGUUGGGCGCGCGACUCACCGACAAACGCUGUGUGGCCGUCAGCUGCGGUCAGGAGCACGUGUUGGCCCUCACGGACACCGGGCGAGNUGUCGAGUACUCUUGCGUACUGACCGACUCGGGCGACGCCAUACUAUUCGACAUAAGCACCGGGCGGUUGGGCGCGCGACUCACCGACAAACGCUGUGUGGCCGUCAGCUGCGGUCAGGAGCACGUGUUGGCCCUCACGGACACCGGGCGAGUGCUGUCGUACGGGCGCGGGUCGAGGGGUCAGUUAGGCCACGGAGACGUCGAGGACGUUGUGACGGGCAGUGAGGGUAGCGAACCCGUGGGCGCCCGACUGGUCGACGCUCUGGACGGUGUAAAGAUCAAAGCGGUGGCCGCCGGCGGCUGGCACUCGAUGGCGCUGUCGACUACGGGUGAUGUGUAUGUGUGGGGUUGGAACGAGUCGGGACAGUUGGGUUACCCCCGCGAGACCAUAGCCAUGAAGGCGCUGCCCCUACCCCUCGAGAUCUCUGAUGACGAUUGUUUCGCGUCGAUUAGCGCCGGUAGCCGUCACUCGAUGGCGGUGUCCGAGAAUGGCAUACUGUUUGGCUGGGGCUGGAACAAGUGGGGACAGUUAGGUCUUGAUCCGAAACUAUAUGUUGUAUGUGAUACACCGCAAGUCAUACCAGUCGAUGAAAAGGUGAAAACUAUUUGCUGUAAAUUCUGGUCAAGCCUUAUAGAGACGGAACGGGAGCCGACACCCGAUGAUUGAGUGCUGGUUAACAACAAUACAGGCGUUUUGUUGGCGUUUAUGACAAUCGCCCGGUGCUCGACGUAUACGAGUGUCGACUGUACUGUAUAUAAAGUAUACACUAUUGUGCGGCUAUUUUAACGGACAGUUUUUCAAUGUAUAAUCGCAACAAUUUAUUUAAUUAAAUAAUGCAAACUAUGUU
Messenger RNA from Medioppia subpectinata, 1708 nucleotides. The record is from the annotation of a GenBank genome assembly. NCBI's taxonomy places the organism in Eukaryota, Metazoa, Arthropoda, Arachnida, Sarcoptiformes, Oppiidae.